Molecule: messenger RNA, 1717 nt
Organism: Arvicanthis niloticus (Nile rat)
Lineage: Eukaryota; Metazoa; Chordata; Mammalia; Rodentia; Muridae
Gene: Adgrg5
Product: adhesion G protein-coupled receptor G5
Biological process (GO): cell surface receptor signaling pathway; adenylate cyclase-activating G protein-coupled receptor signaling pathway
Cellular component (GO): plasma membrane
Molecular function (GO): G protein-coupled receptor activity
Source: RefSeq, a predicted model, not a curated record
CCUGGACCACCUGGAACUGGGUCCUUGUCCUCUCUAGGCUAACAGUUCAGCAUCUAUGAUACUUGCUGAAGCUAGAGGACCAACUCAGCAGUGAGACGUGGCUGCUGCAGCUUUACAGGGCAGGAGAAUACCAGCUGAGGACAUGGAUCCACACGGGGCCCUUUUCUUCUGCCUGUGCCUUCUAGCUGCUCAAGUUGUCCUAGUAGAAACCCAGUCAGAGAUACUGACCUUCAUGAAGCGCCUUGAGCAGCCCAUAGGCCGAAGCUUGUUUUCCAGAGGGAGGCAUAUCCAGCACCUGGAGCAGAUGCUGCUCAAUGCCAGCUUCUGUGGGCACAACUUGACCUUGCAGACAAACUCCAUCCAGUCUCUGGUCUUCAAGCUGAGCUGUGACUUUUCUGGUCUCUCCUUGUCCAGUGCCACCCUGACAAAUGUCUCCCAGGCAUGGGCCCCACAUGCCAUGCAGUUCCCUGAUGAGCUGACCAAGGGUACCUGUGUGACCUCCCGGCCUGCUGAGCUACGACUCAUCUGUAUCUACUUCUUCACUACACACCUCUUUCAGGAUGACCAGAACUCAUUACUGCUCAAUAACUAUGUCCUGGGGGCCCAGCUGGAUCACAAGCCUGUGAAAAACCUUCAGAAGCCAGUCAACAUCAGCUUCUGGCACAAUCGGAGUCUGGAAGGGUAUACGGUAACCUGUGUCUUCUGGAAGGAGGGAGCCAGCAACCGCAGCUGGGGGGCCUGGAGCCCUGAGGGCUGUUACACAGAGCAGCCCUCAGGCACUCAGGUUCUCUGUCAUUGCAAUCACCUCACCUACUUUGCUGUGCUCAUGCAGUUCUCUGGAGACCCGGUGCCCACUGAGCUGCGGGUGCCUCUUGAGUACAUCUCCCUUGUGGGUUGCAGCAUCUCCAUUGUGGCCUCGCUGCUCUCCAUACUGCUGUGUGCUCACUCCAGGAAGCAAAGUGACUCCACCACAGGUAUCCAUAUGAACCUGCAUGGCUCUGUUCUGCUCCUGAAUGUCACCUUCCUUCUGAGCUCCCAGAUGGCCCUGCCCACAGUGCCCAGGCCAGUCUGCAUGGUGCUGGCUGCCACCCUACACUACGCACUGCUCAGCAGCCUUACCUGGAUGGCCAUUGAAGGCUUGAACCUCUACCUUCUCCUGGGGCGUGUCUACAACAUAUACAUCCACAGAUACUUGCUCAAGCUCUGCCUGCUGGGCUGGGGGUCUCCAGCCUUCUUGGUGCUGCUUCUUCUGGUGGUCAGGAGCUCAGUGUAUGGACCCUGUGUGAUCUCUUUCUCCAAAAGCCAGGAAAAUGGUACAGGCUUCCAGAAUGUGUCCAUGUGCUGGAUAUGCAGUCCCAUGGUACGUAGCAUCUUGGUCAUGGGCUAUGGUGGCCUCACAUCUCUCUUCAACCUGGUGGUGCUGGCCUGGGCGCUGUGGAUCGUGUGCAGGCUACGGGCACGGGAGAAGGUGCUGAGUCCCUGGGCCUACCGGGACACUGUCAUGGUGUUGGGCCUCACUGUGCUACUGGGUACCACCUGGACCCUGGCCUUCUUCUCCUUUGGUGUGUUCCUGCUGCCUCAGCUUUUCCUCUUUACCAUCUUCAACUCGCUCUAUGGUUUCUUCCUCUUCCUGUGGUUCUGCUCCCAGAAGCGUUACUCAGAUGCCGAAGCCAAGGCAGGGAUGGAGGCAGUCAGUUCCUCCCAGAUGAUGCACUAA